This is a messenger RNA of Manduca sexta (tobacco hornworm), 3172 nucleotides long. RefSeq lists its product as uncharacterized. The record is from RefSeq and is a predicted model, not a curated record. Lineage: Eukaryota; Metazoa; Arthropoda; Insecta; Lepidoptera; Sphingidae. The transcript has 4 exons. The coding region runs from base 265 to 1131 and encodes 288 amino acids.
GUGGUUUGGUCGUCGCGCGCCACUCGGACAGAGCUCGGCGCAGCGCACGCGCGCACCUGACUCCACGACUUGUACGGACCGCACGUACCGCACGUAUCGCACGCAGUGCACGCGCACGGACAGUGUAUCGGAGUGUUGACUUUUGUGAUUCGUACACAUUUUUUUUAGGUGGUCCACUUUUGGUGUUUUUGAGAUUUCGAGAUAACGAGAUUGAGAUACCAACGAAGAUACUUCACAACCUACAACUAUUAACAAAGACUGACAAUGGAGUACUUAAGGCACUUGGUUUUGGCAGCGGUCUUCUUAAGCCUCAUCAUCGACUCGCAAUGCGCUCCGAGGAGAUCAAGAGCAGCAAAACUACCCGAAGAGACGAGCCGAGAUAGCAAACUUCAGGACGAAUUCAAAGAAGCCACUACCACUACGCAAUCGGUGCCAACUAACAGAAGAAACAAGGCCUUAAACCUUUUUGGAUACUAUCCUUCCUUUUUAACAUCAAGUUUCGACUACGCUGAUGAUGAUGAUGACGUAAACUUCACCGUCAAUGACGAAAACUUUGAAGAUGAGGAGAUAUCCCGAACUAUUCCUACCAGACGCCGUCAGCAGAAUAAGAAGAAGAAUGGCAACGGAGAUGCUUACCCGAACGAUAGCAUCAACUCCUUGCAAUACGAUAACUCUCCCAUUUUCUACAUUCGGUUGCCUCCUACUCCGUACAUGUUUGUGCCAGGUUUAGGCUACGUUUCUCAACCGCCCAGCAUUGGUCCUCCUAUGUCUCCGUUAAUGCCACAACCGGUUCCACCCCAAGUCGCUGAUCCGUUCAUCAACUUGCCAAUCGACUUUGUAUCGAAUGGCAAGCCAACUGGGGUCUACCAGUGGAGUGGGGCUCCUGCUUACCCACAAGUCCCUCAAAUGCCAGUCGAUCCGUUUGGCUACGGUCAGCCAAUGAUGCCAGCCCGUCCAAGCUACAACGUCCCUACUUACCAACCGAAGCCCAAACCCGUACCAUCUAACUCUAAAGUGACCAAUUUGAAAGGCCAGUACGUUUUCAACGGCAAACCUGGCGAAAACGUGUACGUGCUCAGAGACACGUACAACUCAAUUUAUUCGGAUGCUCUUCAAAACUUCUACCCUUAAGUGACUGUAUUAGAUUAAGAUAGGAAUGACUCGUAUCGAGUCGAUGUAAGCUAGUAACAUGUGGACCAACUUGCCUUGUAAGUUGUAAAAUAAUUUGUAUGGAAAAUCGGAAAUUAAAUUAUUCGGAAGAAAGUCGCGAUGUUACGGACAUUGUGCAAUGUUUUAUAGCAUCCAAACUGCAAUUACACACGUAACUGCGAGAAAUCGAUAAUAAUUAGCUAUUCACAUGACUUACCGCAUACGGGGCUGGGUGAAAUGAAAUACACAUUUUGUGGUGUGAGAUCAACCUUAUGAUUAGCAUGAACUUAAUUACAGUCGUCUAAACGGUUUUGGAAAUUGAUAAUAAAUAAUGUAGUUACCCAUGAAGCAAAAGUUACAUCGUAAAUAAUAUCCCAUAUAAAUACACCUGAAAUGGUAAACGGUUUUAUUUAGUGUCGUAAGUUACGACUGCCCCGAUGGCGUAGAUGUAUUACAGUACGACUGCAGUACUGAGGUCUCGGAUUUGGUCACGGUUCGAGAAAAUAAAUAUUGAGUUUUAUCAGUCUGAAAUAUCUGUCCGAUAUGGCGAUAGACUCGCCCCCUAGUACAUUAUGGGACGAAAUCCACACGGCCGAAAGUGUGUGCACCUGUAACCCCUUACUCCUUCGGGAAUAAAAGACAUGACUGUGUGUGUGCGUAAGCUACGAAUGCCUGUAAUACUAAUGAUGUAUCAAGACCUCUCUAGUUCAUGUAACUUUUAUUUUGUGGUUAUUUUAUUAGGUAUUGUAUUUUAAUUUGUAUGCUUGCAAUAUUAUUUAAUAUUUAAUGCCCAUAUUACUUACUAGUUAUAAAGUUAUAUACUAAUAUUUUGCCUGCAUUUAUUUUUAUACUGUACUUAAAACAACUUACGUAAUUAGAUUCCGUAAUAGAUAUGAAUAAUCUAGUUUUCCUCGCUAUGUAACUAGAAUCAAUCAUUUAUAGGAAAUUGAGUCAGUGCUUAGUUAAUUAGUAAUUUAUUAUUAUAGGUAAUAUUUAUUAUAAUUUAAGUUAUUUUAAAAUAGAUUUAAUUAUACAAUGUACCAGCAAUAUGCAUGUUUAUAAGGUUGUAUUAAAACUUUACACAUGUAUUUUAAACAAAAUAUAUAAGUAUUAUUUAUUAGCGUCAAAAAUAAAUUUCAUCGCUACUGAAAAUUAUCGAAAACAAAUUGGUAUUUAAACGUUGAAUUAUCAAUAUAAUCAAUAUUAUAAACUCAGAUUAGGAACUGUAUACAGUACCUAAAUAAUAAGUAUUUUUAUUUAAAGAUAUGUCAAAAUAGUGGCCCACAGACUAUCACAGACGCCGAACAAAACUAUAUACCCGCGUUUUGUGAUCACUCAUACAUGAAACUUAGGAAUACUUAUGCCAUUACAUGGAUAUAUAUUUGAAAAAGUGCACGUUGCCAAAAUAAUUAAUAAAGUAUUGAAAUUAUUUAAUCACAAACCAUGACUGUAAUUAUUUUUUGACAGUGUUUAAUACAAUACAGAGCUCUCUAUUUUUUUCGAUCGACAUAAGUGCGAUUGAAUAGAAUCGACAGGAUAACUGUUGUAAAAUUCAUAAAGUUUGUAAACUGCAUACAUGACUUUUAUAAGGACAUAAUAUGCUAGAAAUUAUAUUUAUGCUACAAAAUAAAUAUGUAUUCAAUAUUUAUAAACAUGAAAGUUGAAGUUUCUGUUGACGCCGAAAAAAAUAUCGGCAUGGGAAGAAAAAUGUAGGGACGUAUAAGAAUUAAUUAAUUGUACCCAUUAGUAUACGUUUAUAACUUCAUAUUGGCCUGGGUUUGUAAAUAAAUACUUUUUGCUAUUUAUUUACUUUUAAUGUAAAAUAAAUAAAUGUAUUUUAAAUAUUUUUGCUAUGACCGUAGGCUAUGCCUAAUCAUGAUAUUGUAGUCAAUUAAUGUCACAAUAAAUUUAGUUUAAUAUAGUUUUAUAGCAUUAUAUCGAAUAAGUAUCCGUCCGAUAAUAGUCUAUAUUUUUGAUACUCAAUUAGAAGUAACAAAAUAAAAUCUAAUAAAAAAAUUCUAAC